AUGUCACAGUCACGCCCUACAUCACAAUUGCCCGGACGAACGAGAUCGCGCUCUCCCACUUCGAGACCAACAACUCCUCUCCGGCCUUCGUCUCGCUCCUCAUUACGUGCCUCCAUCCACCAGAAUAACGGAGUGUUCACAGGGCCUGGGCUGCCACUCGACUCCCUAGAGCCGCAAUUUGCGGAGUUGAGUGACUCAAUGGCUGACCUGGAGGCGAAUUUGAUGCAUUUACAACUGAUGCACGAGAGUCUCAGUCGGUUCGGGGAGAGCUUUGCUAGCUUUUUGUACGGGUUGAAUAUGAAUGCCUUUGUUGUUGAUUUUCCAGAGGCUCCAAUCACAGAGUCAAUUAAGCGUUGGCAAAAGCGUCAGCAGGGAGGCCAGGGAGUUCUGGAUGAUCAGUCGACAACGGUGCAAAACAAUACCACUGGUGAUACUCGACCCGGCGACGGGGGUGGCGACGCCACUUUCAUGACUGCAGCGGAUGCAAGUUUCGCAAGCCUAAAGGCAACUCCACGUCGUAAAAGCAUGGCCCCGUCAAUAACACCCGGCACUUCCUCGACUAUCAAACAGAACCAUCAACCUGCCGGCCGUGGAGGCGCCGCUGCGGGAAUGCGAGGAGGUCGAGGCACUGUCGGCCCCCGGGGGUCAAGAGGAAGCGGUCUACCACGCGGUCGAGCGAGGGGGAGCAAGUAG
Molecule: messenger RNA, 693 nt
Organism: Fonsecaea nubica
Lineage: Eukaryota; Fungi; Ascomycota; Eurotiomycetes; Chaetothyriales; Herpotrichiellaceae
Exons: 2
Coding region: 1-693 (230 amino acids)
Biological process (GO): mitotic sister chromatid biorientation
Cellular component (GO): mitotic spindle polar microtubule; mitotic spindle pole body; DASH complex
Source: RefSeq, a predicted model, not a curated record